Molecule: messenger RNA, 1830 nt
Organism: Coniosporium apollinis CBS 100218
Lineage: Eukaryota; Fungi; Ascomycota; Dothideomycetes
Exons: 3
Coding region: 1-1830 (609 amino acids)
Molecular function (GO): oxidoreductase activity; FAD binding
Source: RefSeq, a predicted model, not a curated record
AUGUUGCUCAUACAAAUCAUCGCUGUGGCAUUCAUUCAAAACGCCUUCAUAUGUACCGUCAGAGCGUCUUCCACAGAAUGCAAAUGCACGCCGUCUGACCACUGCUGGCCGUCCGACGAUGACUGGUCAACCUUGAAUGACACGCUCUCUGGUCGUCUUAUCCGUGGCGUGCCACCCGCAUCCGUCUGCUAUCAGUCUAGCCCCAACUACAACCCAACUUCUUGCGCACAUGUCGCCUCGCAAUGGACAAAUUCUUCCUUCCACGCUGAGGAUCCCAUCAGCAUAGAUUACCCUAUCUGGGCCAAUAACAGCUGCCCCCCGAUUUUCCCCAACGGCACGAGCGUUACAGGGGAUCCCAAUGCGGGUAAUAGGGGGUGCUCUUUGGGAAGGUAUCCGGUGUAUGUGGUGAACGCGACUGAGGCUUCACAUGUGCAAGCUGCGCUGAAGUUCGCUAAGGAAAGAAAUAUUAGACUUAACGUCAAGAACACCGGGCACAAUUUCCCGGGAAGAAGCACAGCAUUUGGCAGCCUGUCCAUAUGGACGCACCACUUCCGGGGCAUCACGUUUCACGACGACUUCAAACCGGAUUCCUGCUCACUCAACACCACAGGCGAACAGAUGGCGGCAACUAUAGCCGCGGGAGAGCAGGGGUUUACCGUCUACGAAGCCAUGGCGGAACACGGCGCUAUCGCUGUCGGCGGCGCAAAUCCCACUGUUGGCAUAGUUGGCUGGUUCACCGGUGGUGGCCAUGGCUGGCUCUCGAGCACGUACGGCAUGGGCGCUGACAACCUCCUUCAAGCAACAGUCGUGACCCCCGAUGGCGAAGUAGUGGUGAUAAACGCCUGUCUCCAUCCUGAGUUGUUCUUUGCCAUUCGCGGCGGCGGAGGCGGUACUUAUGGCAUAAUCCUGGAAGCGGUAAUGAAGGCAUAUCCAACUCCGCAGACCACCUUCUUCUCUCUGCAGCUUGCGCUGCUGAAUCCCAACGCUACCUCCGAGUACUGGGAUCUCAUGGCAUACAUACACUCCGAGAUGCCAAGAUUGAACGAAGGCGGAAUGCAAGGUUAUUACGGAAUGCUGGGUCCACCCGUCGCUCCAACUUUGGCAAUGUAUGGAGCCUUCUUCCUCUACGACAAACCGAAUGGGACAGUUGAAGCGUUGUUUGCCCCAAUCAAAGACCGGCUUGACCGCGAAUCUGGACUGGUGUUUCAUAAUACGACAGUCCAAUGGGCGCCUACCUUUUUUGACAUGUACAAAGCCGUAAUAAUGCCAGAGUCUGUAGCCACGGGCGGAUCGGCCAUGGGCUCGAGGUUGAUUCCAAAGCAGACAGUCACAGAAGAGGUAGAACACGUGGCGAGGAUGUUUGAGGCCAUUGGGCCGAAACUGGACGUCGACAUACAGGGUUUUGCGGCGAAUCCGGUUCUCUUGGGGCACAUGAUAGCCAACAGCGAUAACAGGGAUCUCGAUAUUGGCCUGAACCCAGCCUGGCGCGAUGCAGUUACACAUCUUAUUGUGAUAGAGGGUUGGAACGAAGGAGCUCCUCGCGAGGAGAUUGACGCUGUAUAUGAGGAUAUCACGCAUAACAAGACGUACACACUGAGGGAGCUGGCGCCAGACUCUGGAGCUUAUUUCAAUGAGUGCGAUCCAUUCGAACCGGAUUGGCAGUUUGCUUUCUUUGGCAAGAACUACCAACGUCUCCGGCAGGUAAAGAAGACUUACGAUCCCGACGGACUGCUCUGGUGUAGGAGCUGUGUCGGAAGCGAGGAAUGGGUCGAGGAAGCUGAUGGCAGCCUCUGUCGGCUCGAGUGGGCUAAUGGAAAGAAUACGGAAUAG